Molecule: messenger RNA, 7251 nt
Organism: Prinia subflava (tawny-flanked prinia)
Lineage: Eukaryota; Metazoa; Chordata; Aves; Passeriformes; Cisticolidae
Gene: C6H2orf66
Product: chromosome 6 C2orf66 homolog
Exons: 3
Coding region: 5944-6249 (101 amino acids)
Source: RefSeq, a predicted model, not a curated record
CUUUAGGAUAGAAUAUUAGAAUCCAUAAAGUCUUUAAAAAUUUGAAAACCUUUUGCAAAGACUAUACUUUAUAAUAUAUAUUUUUAUUUAUGGAAGAAUGUGUUCAAAGCUUUUAAUCAGCUCAUCUAUCCUCAAACUCAAGUAAAAAGUAUACACUUUGUCUUACUAUUAGCCGUUGCUUCUUUUAAAAAUGAAUUUUAAGCAUUUAGAAAGAAAAUUCCAUAGCUCUUACUUAAGCAAAUCUGCCCAGCCCUCAAUUUUUCAGGUGUCUAAGCACCUAACUGCCUCAAAUGUGCUUAUUGCCUUGUGGGAUGAAAACCUGAGCUAUAAUAUUUUGACUUUAAUUUUCUUAAGAUUUAAGGGUUCUUUCUGCAUUCUUAAAUGUAGAGAGAUUUUGCCACUCCUGCUAUCAUAAACAAACCUUGUAAGCAUGGCCUCCCUACAGUUACUGGCAGGGUGUGCUCUGGAUUCUUUAGAAAUGUGUGGUGUCAGAGCUGAGUUUGUCUCUAAACCAGGAGUGGUGAACACCACAAUAUUUGUUAUUUGUGGGACAUCCUUGCAGGGCCUCCUUCCCCAUGCAGCUCCCUUUGGUGUGCAGCGUUCCUGCCCUGCAGUGCCAAGCAGGAUGCUCCCAGAGCAGUGGGAACUGGGGCUGACCUGGAGGAAGUGCAGCAGCUGUGUCCUGUAGACUCAUUCUGUUUGUCGAAAUACCAGCCAAGACUAUUUUCCCCAUCCAACAUCAAUAAUUUCAGGGUAUAUCUAAGUAUCAAAAGUGCAAGUGUGUUGAUGUUUAUUUUUACAAAAGGCUAAGUGCACUAUUUUGGGAUCAGUUCAGGCUUCAGUAUUUUCCACCUACUUCACUCUGAGUUUGGAAGCAGGAUUUGAGACUGCAGCACCUGACAGCUGGAAUACUUUACAGAAGUCUGCAGGUAGUAGACAGGACACAUAGAAUUAGGGUGCCAGACCAAAACUGAAAUGUGAAAUUCCUCACUGUGACUUUAAACUCGUAGCUUUCUAGAGAAAAAAAAUACAUAUACUGUGCCUUAAACCAGUAGAUGAAUACACUCUAACUGUAGCCUGUGGACUUCCAUAGCCUUAUAUUUGAUUUUUGAAGGUGACCAAAAAUAUUUGUGUGGAUCAUGCUGAAACUUGAUUUGGGGAAAAUGCUUUAAAAUUUUUUGACCCUAUUUUACACUUAAAAAAAGAAGAAAAUUUAUGACAAGUACAACAUAUUUUUUGUUUGAAAUCACACCAACCAAAGUCAGAAAGCUUUAGCUGACCUGAAUUUUUCAAGCCUUUCUGACCAAAGAAAAAUAAGGAAGGAAAACUGGUUGCAGAUAUCUGUCUAAGCUUUUUGAGGUCUGUGGGUCAAAUUAUUUUUAAGUAAUUUGAUCUUUAGUCUUCAAAAGAACAAUCCUCGUAAUUGUGGUUUCAGCAAAAUACUGUAUUUAAGCCAUUGAAUAGCAAAAUUUUCACCAGUGUGAGAAGAAAACUAGACAGGGGCAGGGUCGAUUUUUUUCUGUGUUAAGGCUCCAGAAGUUUUGAAUACUAAAUUUUACUUUUUAGGAAAAAUAUUCAUAUGUAAGUCCCUGAAAAUUAACAUGUAUAUUCUCUUCUUUGGAGGAAAAAAAAAUACUUUUUUUUCCUAAUUCAUUAAAGAAAACUAGAAAUACUUAAGAUCUUAAAAUCUUGUUUUAAUAUAGUAAAAGGAUUUUUUACUUAUAUUUUUUAAUACAGAGUACAGGAAAAGCCACUGCUGGCUGUCUGUCUUUGUCUCUAGAGGAUUCUUUGUGUGUUUUGAACAAACCCUCCCAAAUUCUGACUUCUCCUCCCUCAUCAGCAUCACAUAGCACUGAACCUUGGAAAGUGAGAGAGCUUAUUGUUGUCCUGUGGGUAUUUAGACAGGCACACAAUGAUUGCACCUCAGCUGGUCACAGAGCUGGCUGGAAGCAAUAAACAGCAAAGUUAGAAACAACUUCUUUCACUGAGCACCAGCUUCAGUCUGGGUGCCACAGUGCUGCUGCUGCUGCUGGGGCACAAUGUGAACACGCAGUCUUUGUGUCUUCCCUGCUGCUUCCCUCAGUGUGCUGCCUUAGGGCUUCUAAAACUCAUUCCAGUCACCUCACUUUUUAUUUUGUGAUGCUGUUUCAGCAAUGCUAGCCAUUGAUGAUUUUCUAGCCACUGGAAUAUUCUAGUACAUAACCACUGAGAACGUAGAAUUACCUUUAAGGCCUUUGUGUAUGAUGAUAACUGGAGAAAAACUCUGUGAUUCCCCACUGACCUUUUAAUUUUUUUUUCAAGCACAAGGAAUAAUGUUGGCCAAAAUACCUGGGGAGGGAAGGAUCUGUUGGUUGUAAAAGGACUUAAAACUUUGAAGAAAACAUGUAAUUUUGGGAAAAAUCUUACCACUCUCCGAGCAAUCUGUCUUAGAAGUUUAUACUCUCCUGUUUUCAGUUCUUACGUAGCUGCUGUAAAUCUGAUGUUGUACAUGGAACUCACUCUUAAUAUUUACAGGUUUUUAGAGAUGUUGGCAGGGUCUUAUCUGUAAAUGUUCAGAUAACGCUAUAGCAAAUUAAUGUGUUUAUAAAAAUGUUUAUAACUAAGUUCUUACAGAUCCAUCCAUGUAUCAUAAACUUUGGCAAAGUCCUUGUCUUGUGAGAUGCUAAGAAAACCUUGGAGAAGAGGUAUUUUCAUAUAAUGUUGUAAUUGCUGAAAGAUGAAAUCUCAUAGUCUUUAAAAAGUGCAUUUAGAUGCUUUUUUGUUGUAGUUGAGGCAACUUGAUUGGGAGCUACUCUGGGAUGUUCCUAUUUUGUUUGGUGGUUUCCCUGGCUACAGUGUGUAUUUCAUUUUUUUUUAUUUGUCUUUUUGUCUUUUUUUAACCUAAGUGUGCAUGACUUUAAGUAUAUUGCAUAGCAAAUCCCCUGCUGAAGAAACACAUCUGUAUAUUUUUGUUUGGUAUUCCAACGUGCUUGCAUUGGUACAAAUGGUUGUAAUUCACAAGAAGUGCCACUUCCCAGUGCUGCUGUGUGGAGUGUUGUGUUACCUGUACUGCUGCUGUACAAACACGUUGAUCUGGAGUGUUGUGAGCAACGUCUGCCUCUAGUCUGGGCUCAGGUACUCAUGUGGAACAGUUUGGUGCUUUUCCUGUCAUACUUGGGAUCCUAAGCAGAAAAUAAAAGUAGUAAACAAACGCCUUGUGGUUGGAGCAGUGCUUUAACAGGAGCUUCUUUCGUGCCUCAAGUAGAAUGGAGUAAAGACAGUACAGGAUGAAGCUUGGCUCAGUAUCUUAACUCCAGCACCUUAGGCUUCAUGAAUGGUAAAUGCAAUAAAAUUCAAAGUGUUUGCUGAAUAAUACGGUUUAUAUAGAGCAUCAGAUGUAUAAAACUUGCUUUCAGCUAAACUAGUAUAUUUUAAGUUUUUACCUUUUAGAGGUGAAUUGCAUGGAACUGAGCAAGCAGUGCUGUGAGCAUUUUCAUCUUCAGGGCAAUUUAAUUCAAACAUGCAUGAACAUUAGUUGCUGUGCCAGAAAGGUUAUAUAAUUAGUAUAGACACUUGGGAAAUAUUUAAUUUAUUGAAGAUGUUUAUCAAGAAAACGAUGCUUAAAUUUGGGUGCAUUAAAAAGGCAGCACCCUGACAUCUGGCUUUGACAGCAUUUGUUAAACUCAGUUACUGUCCUCACAAAUGAGGAUGCAAUUUAAUUCAGUCACUGUAAGUAUACCAAUAGUAUUUUAAUAUGAAUGUGUUCUGCUGAUACUUGACUUCCUCUGAAGGAAAGAAUUGAAAUUACUAAGACCAACCCACACAUUAAAAUGAGCACUAGAUCUAAACAGACUUCUUAGCUCCAACAUUUUCUCAGAGCUUUAGCUCAGGAAGCAACAAUACAAGUGUGUAAGGAUUUUUUUUUAGAUGGCUCACAGAAAAUACAUGCUAAUUGAAUCCCUUGCAUAUCUGCAUGCUUCAUCAGUCACCCAAAUUGCCUGAGUUCCUCCAGUAAUAAAGCUUGUUUCAUAUUUGCAGAUGACUUUGGUAUGUUUUACUAGCUGAAUAUAUUGCAUAUCCCCAAUUCUUUGUAAAGAAAUCAAAGGAAUAAGUUAAUCGAGGGGGAAGAAAAGAGGUAGAAGAAAACUGCCAGCUCUUCUGACUUUUUUUUCCCUGCUCUUUCCAAAGCUAAAGAAGGAACUAAAAUCUAAUCCCAAACUGUAGAUCUUGCCUUUCCCCCUCUCUGUCAUUUUCGCUAUGGGAACAUAUUUCUACUUCUGGUUGAAAUAAAUGCCUACCCAGAAGAUGAACAAAGCAUGAAUUCCCUUAUGCUGGGACCUGCCUUUUCCAAGUAAUUCUGGUGCUACUCCUCUGUUCUUAGUGAGUCCACUAUCUGGAAGCUGAGUUUUGUGACACAUAAUUGAUGGGGCUUGAUGGAUUUUCUUUUUUGUGUGUAUGAUUUUUUUAAAUCCAAAUAUGCAGAAUAAUAAAGCUGGAUAAAUUGUCUUGAAUUUUUAUAUACUACUGUAGUAAUGAAAAUAACACUGCUAGGAUUUUGUUUACUGUGUUGCUAAUGAUGUUUGGAUGUCCAAAACUUCACCUUCAUGGAAGGGUGGUGGUAGGUUUUUAUUUUGCUUUCAAAAUUCAAACCAAAGAAAAAUGUAAAGCUUCUAGUCAGACAUAAACAUCUAUGCUCUGGAGUAAGGUGAUGGUCAAAUAUUUUUAAUUUUAACAUGUCUAUUUAGGGAUAUAUUUUAUGUGAUACUAAACCAUGUAUCAUCUAUAUAGGGGAGAGAAGAGUGCAGUGAAAUAAUAAAAAAUAUGAGCAGUGUUGAUACGAAGAAUGCUAUGCACUAAGGCCAAGGUAAACUAGCAGAGUCCUCCUUGCAGCCUUUGUCUUAGUUUCUAUUGUGACAGGAGGAUAUUAACUGCUGAUAAAAUCAGGGCAGGAAAGCAAUGCUUCCAUUAAAAUGUUAUGAUUUUGGAUAUUGAAGCAGACCUUACUUUUCCCUCUCUUUUUCCAGCAUCAAGAAAGUGAUCAAUAUCUCAUUUGCUUGAAAACCAUUAGUCACCAUUCUAGAGAUAUGGCUAAUUACUUUCAACUAAAAAUAAUAUUUUGAUAAAGCUGUGCUAUUUCUCCUGGGAACUAUUUUAAACUUGCUAUAUGCCUACUACCAAUUUUCUGCAAUACGACUUGGGAGGAAUAUGUACUGCACUGUUCAAUAGCUAAAGGUCUGAAGAGUAUCAAGGAUGAAAUUCUCAAGGGUCUUUAUGUCAUGGAUGAAAAUGGAAUCAUUACUGUAUUUUUGAACUCCUGCUAACGUCAUUGACACCCACCUACAGUCUACUAGAAAUAUAAGUGCAGAGAUCAGGUUGUUCACACAUUACGAGGAGACCAACCAAGAAGGGGCAAGCCAAAGCCAAAUUCCCUGGUAAGCUCUAUUUUAAAGAAUGUGAGAGGGAGAAUUCCUUUUGUCCCCCUGAGUCAAGUUGUGAAAUGGAUCUCUAGUAUCUUAGACCAGGCUCUAUUAAAUACCAUUACACUUAUUAUUACGUGUAGUAGAAUAUAAUGCUGUUUUAAAAACUGAGCUCUCUGGAUCUUGAGCCAUAUUUUUGCAUUCUCCUUGGAGCACACAGAGUUCUGGUGCUGUGUUAGCCACUGAAAAUGGCUGUAUGUAAUAAAUGUAAACUUACAAAUGUAAUAUUUUGUGUUGAGUGUUUUGCUGGUCCCUCAGAAGAGAGUGCAGUAUCUAGAAAUAGCUUUGAUAUGGGAAACACUUGUUUAGACUAGUUUGUUCUUCCAAGUACCUUGGUACUAUUAAAAGCAGGAGUUGACAGCACAUGGAUGUAAUCUGCAGUGGGCAGACUUUUCUUGGAUUCACGUGAUUUGUGUGUUCCCAGCUGUGCAGGAUUUAAAGAGUAUGUCUGUUUGUCCUUCUCGCAGACAGUGUGUUCAUCUCCAGCAUGUGGAAAGUGCUGCUCCUGGGUCUGUAUGCAGUAUUGGCUGUGAGAGGAUUGGCAAAGGCUGCUCCUUUCCAGCCAGAAGAGAAAUGGAAGCCUCUUGAUAACCCCAGAAACAGAGACCUGUUUUUCAGAAUGCUCCAGGCUUACUUCUCAGGCAGGGGUCUCGACCUCAGAAAGUUCCCAGCUACUUUCCCAAUGAACAACAAAGGACCAAGGCCUGUCAUGUUCUACUCAGACCCUAUUGCUUCUGCAUUUGCAGAUUAUGAAGAAAGGAAAAAAUCUUUUCAGAACUAUUUCAGAGGCUGAAAGAUUCUGCUGCUGAAGAGAGAAGAAUUCUGAAAAUUUACAGAUAAUAAAUGAAGGAUGCAAGUUUUAUGUAAGGAAUUGCAAAAAUAAGAUUAUAAAUUGAGAUCAAUUUAUAAUUCUUGUGAUAUAUGUAUAUUAAGAAAAUUAAUUUAGACAUAAGUUAUUUCACUAACAAAGCAUACAUUAUCUUUUAAAUUCACAGUAAAUACUGUUUUCUUCUGGUUUACAAAUAGUUGAGAAUUUCAGUAAGAUUUAAAUCAAAGCAUUUUGGUGAUGUACUUAGUAUCUUAAAGUGCUUAAGUUGUAAUCAAUAUUUAAUUUAGGAUUUCCGGCUCUGUCCUGUUCUCAGCCUGCUUAACCCCUUCUUUCUUUGUAAUCAAAAUCGAAGCUCCAUUAUUCUUAUUAUCAUGAACCGUAAUAAAGACUGGACUCAAAUUUUAAUUCUAAAUUCUCUUUUUUGCUGUAUUUUUAUGUCAGGAAAAAAGCACCACUGAAUGUGUAUUUUGUGCAUGAAAAAUAAAUGAAAAGGGAAUUUAGAAGGGCUGCUCUACUGUAAGUCACAGCAGCAGUGAGAAGAUGAUUGGUGGAAAUUCUUUGUCCUGCAUAAUUCAGGAUGGUCGUGGUUCCUCUCAGUGUUCAGAACCGUUUUGUGAGAACAGAGGUUUAGCCAGUGUUUUCACUUCUUGGUUUGGACCGUGCCUUGGUUGUGUAUGACUAUUUCGGUAUUUCUCUCACAUAUUUGUAUGUUUUUUGUCUUUUUAAGGUGUUAACUUCAGAACUCCACACCAAGUGGAAACCUUCACAGCAAAAUUUUACUGUUUUGACUUUUUAACUGUUACCUGACAAUUCAAGGUUUUCUUCAGUCACCGUUUCUGCCAGUGGAAUCUGCUGUCCUGCUGUGAUGAGCAUUAUUCUCUCUAUUGACAAAUGUGUGGGUUUUGGCUAUUGCAGUUUGUGAGCAGAAUUGCGCUUAGGUGUGAAUAAAUGAGGAGUGCAACAGCG